Auanema sp. JU1783 is the source of this 4929-nucleotide messenger RNA. The record is from the annotation of a GenBank genome assembly. NCBI's taxonomy places the organism in Eukaryota, Metazoa, Nematoda, Chromadorea, Rhabditida, Rhabditidae.
AUGAAGGAGCCGGAUUCGGGUUCAGUGAGCGAAAAUGAUGACUUUCCAAUACUGGACAAUGUCUCACGACUCACGAGAACAGUAAGUAGUGUUAAUCCUGUACACUGGAACGAAGCGGAUUUAUUAGAAACUGAUCUCAUGGGUGACUCUCCUUUUCAUUAUGGCAUUGGAAUACGUCCACAAAUCAAGAGAGAUGCUGAGAGCUAUUCUGGAGAGAGCCGUAGCAGUAGUUCAACGAGUGCUGGAAGUGGAGUCAUAGCUGAAGAAGAUUUAAUUGAUUGGGCUGUUUAUCAAAAGUUAUUGGGACAAUCUGAAAGACAAUGUAAUGCAACAAGUCGUUGGAGUACUUUAAUUUUACCGAAUAGCUUACUGAUCUCUACGAUUGAAAAACUCACAGAAAUGAUUGAGAAAGGCUUGGAUGUGUCCAAUGACAAUGGGUUGCAGCAGAUGCAAGGUUUGCUGCAACAAGUUAUUUGCCCUGUCUUGCGUAGUAUAUUCAAUGAUGACCCUGGAAUGAGUCUUGAUCAGUUUGUAAGGGAGAAAGUAAUGACUUGCGCAUUUCGCUACAUUACGAUGUUUGUGACGAAAAUGAAAUAUUAUUCUGCCCCUGAUGAGAUACUACCAGAGUUUUUUAAAAUAAUGGCGUUCAUGUUCAACAUCAACUCAAGAUUCUAUCAACGAAUAUCAACUCAUACUAUCAAUGCUAUUAUACGCAUCGUACCUUCUGAUCUCGAUCUUUCGAAAGUCAAUCUCUUCAUUACUGACGCUGAGACUCAUCAUUGGUUUCAAGCUUUACUUUUAUGGUUUUGUCAAAGCAGUGGUUUUGAAGCCUUCUGUAAAUUUCUACAAACUGCUAUCACUCCAGACUCCACUAUUCCCACAUUAGCUAUGUAUUUCUCAUGGCUAGCGAACAUCAUUCCUAUCCUUCAUCCAUCUAUUAUUAAAAAACAUAUUGAGCCUUUUGUGAUAAGUUCCUAUCGACGUUUGAUGGCCGUUGAUGAAAAAGAUUACGAAUGCGAGAAAGUCAAAGGAGAUGUUCGGGAAGCCCCUCUGAUGCAAGUGCUCUUGUUCUGCAAAAUCAGCGUAUAUCAUUUUCUUAAUAUAUUCGGACGUAGCAUGCUGAUAGAACUAGAUCUUUUGAAAUUGCGUUUCCUUAAAUGUGUGAUUGCUGAAUCUCCAUUCAACACACGAAUGAGUGCUUUGGAGGAACUUUAUCGCUUUCUCAGGAUUGGGUCCAACGAUCUAUUAGGAUGUACCGUAGAAGCACAAGCUAAAAUAGAAGAAAUUGGUUUGAUAGAAUCUAUGUAUAAAGAUAAUCUUCAUCACGUGGCGUACAUUGAUAGGGUAGAAAAAGUUAUGGCUGAUUUGUUCGAUAGGCAUUUACUCAAAGAAAAUGUAUUGAAUAUCAUCUGGAACUCUCAGAAGGGGAAGCACGAAGUCAUUCAACGUAACGUUCAAAUUUUAACGGCUAGAUUAGCUUCUCACUUCGACUCUUCCAUUGCAGAAGGGUUUUUUUCCAUGCUUCAAAUCUCAUGGAUAACAGGGGAAACUAAAGAUAGGCUGAACAUAAUAGAACUAUUGCGAAGAGUCGGAUUUGAUCAAUCAAAUAGUUGUAUGGUUUCUCGAGUGGCCAAUUUUUUGUGGAAGCAAACUAGGUCAGAGGAAGCCAUUGAAAAUUUAGAGUUUCAAGCUAGAAUGUUGGAUGUACUUUAUGACGUUUUGGAAGAAGUUUUCGUUGAUGGCUUUGGAAAAUCAACCCUUAUACCGGAAUAUAUUUUGCGUUGUGCCAACGAUAUUUGUUGUCCGAAAACACCUGAAGCUAUACUCGCUAGUUCUGUUGCUCUCUCAAAAAGAAUAAUAUCAUGUUAUACCAAUGAAAUGAAAACAAUCAAGAAUAAUCCUAUCGCCGUAAAUCAGAGGUUAGAUUUAUUUCGACGGAUUGAAGACAAUAUUCGGUUCAAGUUUGGUAAAUCAUACGCAGAUGCUAUGGCUUGCAAUAUUAUAACGGCUGUUAAUAAUCUACCUCAAGUAGUUGAUUCGUCAAAUUCGGUUCUCUCUUUGGGAAGCAAGUCUGAGGAUUGGGACAGUGAAUAUUCAAUAUCACGCGCAUUGGUCGUUCAAUUUGAGUUUUUGAAGUUCUACUACUCGGAUCUGAUAGCUUCUUUCGAACACUUGUUGGUUCCUGUAGCUGAUCCAGAAUGGGUUAUUCGCUUGUGGAAAGCAGUUGUGAAUUCAACCUUUCCUGGUGUACAAGACAUUGGGUUCCGUUUGUUCACUGACUUGGUAUGUACAUCUACUAAAUGUCUUUUUCCACAUGCCGAGCGCCUGAAAAUAUUUUUCGAAAAAAAUGUUCUUACUCUUGAUCCUAAAAUGCUUUCCGUUGCCGGGUUUCAUUGCUUUGAAGCUUUUUUGAAAAAAACGAACAUCGCUCUGGCGAAUAUGGUUUUUCGAGAUGAUCAUGAGGAAAUGGAAAGAAAUUGCUUCUUGACAAGAACAAGCAUAAUGGGUGAGGAGUAUAUAUGGCAAUUGAUUACUUGCGGGAACGAAAAUGUUCAUCCUCUCGCUUCCAACUUAUUUGUAUGUCUGUUCUCAUCCCCUGCUCCAGAACAACGAGUACCUGAGUAUGGCGAAGCUGUCAUACACAAAUGUAUGGAUGUUCUCAAUAAAAGAUGGGAAAAAGAAGCAGAAACUCUGGCUGAAAAGGCUGAGAGGGGAGUGAAAGUUAGAAGAAUUUUACAAACAAUAACGGAAUUAGUUGAUACGAAUGAGAAAGAUCACAGAUUACCGAAACGUACUAGGCCUGUGUUGAGAAGAUCAACUAUGGGGAAAGGUUUUUUUUUGAAAGUUCAGUUCAGAGUUGAUGAUAUGCAGUUGCUCUUCCCUAAAUCUCCUAUACCAUUACAUGUUGCUUCACCAAAAACUUUUAAUGUUCAUGAUAAUAUGCUUCUAGUGGAGUUGGUUGAAAAAAUAUGUCAAUCUAUUUGUGACCAAGGUGGAGUUAUUAGCCCUUAUUCACUAUCAAUUGUGUCUAAAUUAGGUGGUGAUUUUGAACCGUUCAGAGUAAGUGAGUGGGGUCAGACUCUCAGAGAGUUGGGAUUUGAUUCAAGAACAACAAUCUUUGCUAAACCAGAAAAGAAUAGGUUAGGAUACGAUGGCACGGAUGAUGCUGGGUUUUUAAUGAAGUCUGGGCGAAGAGAAUGUGAAUUAGAAGAAUCUCUUCUUUUCUCCGUUUUACUCGCUUCACAUAGCGAUUACUUAGUUCGGCUAGUCGAACUGGCACAAGUUCGGGAAGUUACUGAGCAAGCUUUCGCAUUAUUAAGUAAUGUACCUAGUUUGAAACAAGCUCCAUCGAUCGACGAAUAUGGUUCACUAGAGAAUACGGUAGAGCCUUUUCGACGUUACCUCGAAGACAUAGCGAGAGAGUCGAGCCCGGCGAAACAAGUAUAUUCGUUGAUGGUUUUAUGUGAAUAUGUUGCUCCUUGGAAUUUAUCCUCCACUAACUGUUACAACAAUCAGACUUUAUUUUUUUUCGCUGGUGGCAUCAAAGUUUUCCGAAACAUAAUGGUAAAAAAUGCUUUUGUUGAUGAAACUUCCCAGCUGCGAGGACUAGGCUUUUAUUACGCUCUGAAAGUUCUAGUGUUUUCUCUACAGUUCGCUUUAAACGUUUUAUCGUAUAAGUCUGAAAAAAGAGUGUACCGUUUUAUGACUGAUCAUCUCCCACGAGUAACAGAAUGCUAUAUGAAAGAAGCGGUAUAUCGGAUGACUAAUGCUAUCUAUGAUAAGCAUAACUUUUCUUUGGUUAACAAAGUCAUUACCGAUUGCAAAGCUACCGUGCGAGAUAUUUGCGAUCUUCUUGAGUCGUCUUUAUCACUAUUGAAAGAACAUGCAGCUAAUGGAAUAUAUCAAGAAACAAAUCUUGAAGAUCUUGAGUGUCCUCACGAGUACGAUAAUGGCGACUUGAUCAUCGUCGCCGCUACUCAAGUUAUUGGAUAUUAUUGUGUUCUCAAUUGGGAUAUCUGCCCGAAUGUUCUGAUCUGCACUGAUUUUUAUGAGUACCUGAAUUCUGUUAUGUUCGGCGAUAAGAGUUAUGUCAAUCGAAUGGUUUCUUGUUGGUCAGUAGACAUCAUUUCGCAAAUAAUCAUUCAUGUGGGUUUCGAAGUCAAUGGACAUCAAGUUUAUUUACAUGUGGUUGAACAACUAUUCAAUAUUAUCGAUAUGGCAAAUACUAAAUGUUUUUGGGAACUAUUAUACAAGAUAAUAGACCAUUCUGAUAAACGUACACGUCUACCAAACCUUUACUCACGUGUUCUACAUUGCUUAACAUGGCUGGAGGAAGCACAGAAAACUUCCCAGGAACAACAGUGCUCUUUUCCGGAUGAUAUAACAUUGACCGGGCGUUUGAGGGUGCUGUCACUCUUGUUGGAGCAACUAACGAUUGAUGAAAAAGCUGACAUAGGCGGACCAGAUGGAACUUUUCGGUUUAUUGAGUUGCUGGUUAAUCAUUUUCUUCUCCCCAGUAGUAGGGCAUAUGUACAACAGAUCGAUUUUCCUCGAUCUCAAACCGCUCUUGAAAUUCAUACGGCUUCCUCUUCAAGCAUGUUCGAUCUCCAUGCUUUUAAUAUAAUACCGAGAUCGAGUAGUGCCUGUCCAAUCCCUCAUAGAUGUGUUGCUGUUUGUGGUUCAGAAGAAUCUCAGCGAGCGGGUUUCGCCGCCCUCAUUGCUAUUGCUGUUGGAUCAGAGAUUAAUAUUCGUUUGAUAAGAAAUCUUUUUAUGGAGAUGUUCUACAGAGACAGGAGCCUUGAAAGAAUCAUUUGGGACUAUCAGCCAGACUUUUCAUUGAGAGUUGCUGGUAACUAUGUUGGGUUGAAAAACGGAGGAGCAACUUGUUACAUGAACUCGAUCCUACAACAGGUGUGGCCAUGGAAGUGA